Molecule: messenger RNA, 2634 nt
Organism: Larimichthys crocea (large yellow croaker)
Lineage: Eukaryota; Metazoa; Chordata; Actinopteri; Sciaenidae
Gene: tinf2
Product: TERF1 (TRF1)-interacting nuclear factor 2
Exons: 10
Coding region: 295-1896 (533 amino acids)
Biological process (GO): telomere capping; regulation of telomere maintenance via telomere lengthening
Cellular component (GO): shelterin complex
Molecular function (GO): telomeric repeat DNA binding
Source: RefSeq, a predicted model, not a curated record
UCAUAUUAUUCCACUGAAGGCGGGAGGAUGCGAGGCGCAACUUUUGACGCGGGUUGUUGUCGUUAGCUUUGUUUCUGACGGUCAAACGACGGCGCCGCCGCCGCUUGUGUCGCGACAGCUGUCACCUGAGUCGGUAAACAUCAUCUCUGCGGUGUUUUCCUACAUAACUUCGCGUCGGCGAGCAGCCGGUGAAGCUUUUAAAGCGGUCUGUCUUCAGUUGCUAAGCUAACGGUUGAGUCGGUGUGUUUAACGUCGGUUUUUUUGGUCGUUGCCGUGGUUACCUGAGUCAAGGGAAUGGCCACAGGAAAACCAAAAGACAGCGCAGACGCCAGCCUUCCCUUCGCCGCCCUCCAGCUCCUGGCCCCGCCUGUGCGCCUGGUGUCCGCGGCCCUGUGGACGGUGAUGAAGCAGAGGGACGUGGUGCAGUACGGCGUGGUGGAGGAGUUUGUGACAGCAGCCUGUGAGACAGUCCCCGGCCUGCUCACUGUGAGACACCAGGGCAAGCUGGCACUGGGGCUGAGAGGACGGUUAAUCUUGGAGCUGUGCCGCACACAGCCCGAUGAGAAGGUGAUCAUGUCACACCUGGAAAGGAUCCGUGCUCCUGCUGCUCUGUCGACCUCCUCCGCUCACACUAUGAAGAGGGAUGUAAAAAUUCUGCGAACAGUGGAAGGUUUCCAUUCAUUGGUUUUCAUGCUGCUUAAAGACCCAACAGAGAGAGAGCACUUCUUCAAGGAGGAGUUUCCUGUGGAUUACGGUCCAAAGUUUGACCAGGAGCUGGAGAAGCUGCUGUGGGAGUUUUUGAUCCGACUGGACCAGCUGCUUCCAGUUCCCAACCUAGCUCAGACUGUGUCGUGGCUCAGCGACGCCCCUCCUGUCCUGGAGGAGUGUGCACGUGCAGCCACCCAACCCCAGCUCCUGAAGAUACUGCUUGAACAUCAAACCUGUCUGGGUCAUCUGGAAACUGCAGCGUCCCUCCCUCCAAACAUGGGAGACUCCAUCCUGACUUCGCUGGCACCCUCUGGAAGAGUGCCUUCAAAUCAGCCAACGGGAGCUGCCGCCGCAUACCAGUCUAACCACACACACACAAGAGACGAAACAACAUUUAUCAAACCUGUUAUUGGGCUAAUAUCUAACGAGAAUGUGCCGGUUAUGAUCUCUGCCAAUAAAAAGACAAAAGAGAAAUUCACCAUGCUCAAACAGAGACAAAACCCCGAAGAUGUUGAAGCGAAAGAGGGCGGAGAACAAGUGGAGGAGGGAAAGAAUGCCGCAGAAAGACGCAGCGGGGUGAAACGCAAGCAUCCCAACAGAAUAGAAAGUGACUCGGAUGAGGAGGAAGAGGUGUGGGGCACGAUCAGAUCUGGGAAAAAGAGGAUGGCUGGCCUGGAAACCUCCAUGAACCAGCUGGGAGUCAAAACGCUGCACCUGCCCGAGGAUCCGUCCCUCCGCUCCAUUUUCGUGUCCUGUCUGAGCAGCCAACCCACAGUUGUUAUUGAAAAACUGUCACCGACUUCGUCUAGCACUGACAGGACUGGUAGAGAAGGAAGAUCCUCACAUACGAAACAGCAUAAUCAGAGGAGGAAGUCACCGGUCAAACCACGAAAGCCUGACUUGGAUUUUCAUGGCCUGGAUGAUAAAGAAAAUCAUCCUGUGUUACCGAGUAUAAGCAGCUCUCCGUCGCAUCAACGGAUGAACACAGAGACGCUGAUCGUUCCAGGAGAUGGUGAAGACUAUGUGGCUGACUCUGAGGACGAGGCGACAAAGAACUUCAAAGGCAGAUUGUUUAUGAAGCGCUACUACAAGACCAAACACGGCACUUAUGUCCCCACACUGAGGGAGUACUGGAAACCCGGGAUGACACGGCGGGACUUGCCGUCCACUGGAAGCAAACGCAGGUGAUGAAAUUGGAUUUUUUCACUGCCAAGUUUGAGAAAAGACUUUGACUGUGCCUGUAGGUGGUUUUCUCCACCGGCUGCAGCGACAGAAAAGCCAGAAAAAUAAACUGCAACUUUUAAUCUUUCUCUUGUGUAAUGUAUUGUAGCUGAAUCAUGUCGGUUUUAACUUGAAUAAGUUGUCAUAAGAAACCCUGAAAUGUAUGUAUGUAACUAAUCAUGGGAACUGUCAUAUAAAUAAACUUUAUUUUUAAUUGCUUGUAAAAAGACCAGACGAUAUCUGCAACUUUUAGAAAUAUUUUAAACCCGUAACAUGCUCAAAUAAUAAUAAAUGUUUUUGACGUUGCAGUCACACUUUGUACAUUAUUUUGCAUUUCAUUAACUUUGUUCAAGUGUCAUUUUACUUGUAUGAUACACAUUAAACCACGCUCCUGGUGUCUAACUGAAGCAAUGUGUGAUCUGGGUUUGUCAGCCGUUUAUAUAUUUACGUCCUGAAAUGUCUCACUAGCAUUAACUGAAACCUUUCUGUUUAUUUAAAAAUUUAAUGCCAGGUAAGUACAAAGACUUUCAGGAUGCUGGAUACAUGUUCACGUCUUGAUUAGAAAUCUUUACACAGUAAUUCACAAACACCCAAAAUCUUCAAUAACUGGUUAGAGCUCUCAUAUUACGGUGUCAUUAGUCUAGUCCGGCUUUAUCCUGGCUGUGCUGUGCCAACACUUCAGAUGAGUAGUGGAAGUAAUAAAAA